AUGGAUGCUUCUGCGCCUUUAUUGGCAGAUUCAAAUAAUGCAAGACAUAGACCAUCUACUUUAAAGGCUGCUUUGACUGAUAUAGCUUAUGUCUAUAAUUCAGCACCUGUUAAUGUAUUGCUAAUUUUUGUUCCAAUUGGUUUAAUUUGGGGGUUUUUAGGUUUGUCACAUACUUGGACUUUUGUAUUUAAUUUCUUGGCAAUUGUUCCAUUAGCAACUAUAUUGGCAUAUGCUACUGAAGAGUUGGCUAAUAAAGCAGGUUCAACAAUUGGUGGGUUAUUAAAUGCUACUUUUGGUAAUGCUGUGGAAUUAAUUGUCUCUGUUAUUGCUUUGAAAGAAGGUCAAGUAAGAAUUGUUCAAGCUUCAAUGCUUGGUAGUUUACUAUCAAACUUAUUGUUAGUCUUAGGGUUCUGUUUUCUGUUUGGUGGUUAUGGAAGAGUUCAACAAACUUUUAACCAAACCGCUGCUCAAACAAUGUCUUCCUUAUUAGCUAUAUCAUGCGCAUCUCUAUUACUACCUGCCGCUUUUAAGGCAACUUUACCAGACUCAAAAGAUGACGCUGCUUGGAUUGAUGCUAAAAUUUUAGCAUUCUCAAGAGGUACUUCUAUCAUCUUACUGGUUGUCUAUAUGUUAUUCUUAUACUUCCAAUUAAGCACUCAUAACGCAAUGUUUGAGGAACAAGUUGAAGAAACUGAUGAAGUCAUGAGUCAAAUUUCAAGCACUCCUCAUCAUUGUCUAAGUAUCAAAUCAUCUUUGAUCUUCCUUGCUGGUUCUACUAUAGUCGUAUCUAUCUGUGCCGACUUCUUAGUAGGUACAAUUGAUCAGGUUGUCGAAUCAACAGGUUUAUCAAAGACUUUUAUUGGUUUAAUCGUAAUCCCAAUCGUUGGUAACGCUGCUGAACAUGUUACUUCUGUCAUGGUUGCAAUGAAAGACAAGAUGGAUUUAGCUUUAAGUAUUGCCAUUGGUUCUUCUUUGGAAAUUGCAUUGUUUGUCACUCCAUUCAUGGUUUUAGUCGGUUGGGCAAUUGAUGUUCCAAUGACUUUGAAUUUUUCCACUUUUGAAACCACUACAUUAUUCAUUUCCGUCUUUUUAUCCAACUACUUGAUCUUAGACGGUGAAUCCAAUUGGUUAGAAGGUUGUAUGUCAUUGGCGAUGUACUUAUUAAUCGCAAUGGCCUUCUACUACUACCCAGAUGAAGAAGCAUUGAAAAAUAUCGGUGAAAAAGUUUUGACAAACAAUUAA
Molecule: messenger RNA, 1242 nt
Organism: Vanderwaltozyma polyspora DSM 70294
Lineage: Eukaryota; Fungi; Ascomycota; Saccharomycetes; Saccharomycetales; Saccharomycetaceae
Gene: VCX1
Product: Vcx1p
Exons: 1
Coding region: 1-1242 (413 amino acids)
Biological process (GO): intracellular calcium ion homeostasis; calcium ion transmembrane transport
Cellular component (GO): fungal-type vacuole membrane
Molecular function (GO): calcium:proton antiporter activity
Source: RefSeq, a predicted model, not a curated record